AUAAGGGGGAAAGAGAGAGUUAGACAGCACCAUGCCCCUUUUUACGUAUAAGUAUCAAAUGCAAAAUCGAUAUCACAUUUAGGCUCUUGCAGAUCGUGAUUUUUUUGUACGGACUUUGGGAUUGCCCAUAAAAAUAGAUCAAAUUUUUGGUCAAAAAGAGCAGCUGCCCCUUUAGGAUAUCUCCCUAUUUCUAAUUUCUAUUCCAACCCUUAGGCAAUACAAAAAAUAUCCUAUAUGCUCUAUGCUUGCAGAGAUUCAUAAAGUUGCCGCAAUCACACGCCUGAUAACGAUCGGUUUAGCGAUCGCUAGCUAUAUUUUCAUUGGUAGUUACGACUCAUCGGCCGAGAUUCAACUGGACUCAUCGAGGCCACAUGUUCUUAAUGUAUUUCUACGAUGGGACGCUAUGUAUUUCCUGCAUAUUUCAGAAUUUGGAUAUAUCUUUGAGCAAGAAACAGCAUUUUUUCCUUUGAUGCCAUUAAUAGCGAGAUUCAUAGCGAAUACAGUCUUCUGGCCUUUACAAUCGAUACUGAGCUAUAGAUAUACAUUACUGCUUGCUGGUGUGACUAUAGCUAAUGUAUGUUUUGUACUAGCAGCUGGUGCACUUUAUAGGUUAACUAUAGCAUUGCUUCCGGGCAAUAAAAAGCUAGCCUUCGCUUCAGCUAUCGCAUUUUGUCUAUCACCACCUGCCAUGUUUAUGUCCUCUUUUUACACUGAGUCAUUGUUCGCAUGGAUAACAUUUGAGGGGAUGCGCUUUAUUGCCCAAAAAAAAUACCUCUUAGCGGCCCUGAUAUGGAGUUUCGCAUCGGCAGCUAGAUCAAAUGCCAUUGUCUACAGCGGGUUUUUCUUUUACGACUUGUUUUGGAUGCGUUUCGUGAAUCGCAAGCGCUAUUUGACAGGCUUAGUGAAAGCAUGCAUCUACACAUUGAUUACCAUUUCCGGUUUCGUUGCGUUUCAAUAUUAUACUUUUAACAGAUUUUGCAGUUUGGACCGACCAUGGUGCGAGAAUAAGCUGCCAUUACUUUAUUCGUUCGUCCAAAAAGAAUACUGGGGCAAUGGGUUCUUGGCCUAUUACGAAGUCAAACAAAUACCCAAUUUUGUGUUAGCGGCACCGAUUAUUUUGAUCAGUCUAUUUGGCCUGAAGAACUACAUACAGCACGACAGUCUUCGAUUCUUGACGAUCCAUCUCAUGUCCUCCAAAACACCCUAUCGAAAGGCGGACGAAAACCAAAGUUAUACCAGUUCAGCGUUGGCCGUUUACAUGUAUCUUUGGGCAUUCUUAUUGGUAUUUGUUUGUUGUAAUAUGCAUGUUCAAGUGAUUAUUCGUUUCUUUACUUCGCUUCCACCCUUGUACUGGUUUGUCGGCGCUCUAUGGUCCAAGGCGUUCGGUAGCUCUCAGCUGGAUAAAAACGUCCAAUCUACUGUUGCAGCCAAUUUGGUUUUUAGUUACUUUAUCCUCUAUGGACUGGCUGGUAUUGUUUUGUUUUCGGGAUUCUUACCUCCUGCUUAAUUAUAGUACUAUCGCUCAACAUUUUUUGUAAUAUAAUGCAUCC
This is a messenger RNA of Mycotypha africana, 1550 nucleotides long. Its product is annotated as GPI mannosyltransferase 2. The transcript has 5 exons. Gene Ontology annotation, molecular function: alpha-1,6-mannosyltransferase activity; GPI mannosyltransferase activity. Gene Ontology annotation, cellular component: mannosyltransferase complex; endoplasmic reticulum membrane. Lineage: Eukaryota; Fungi; Mucoromycota; Mucoromycetes; Mucorales; Mycotyphaceae. The record is from RefSeq and is a predicted model, not a curated record. The coding region runs from base 242 to 1507 and encodes 421 amino acids. Gene Ontology annotation, biological process: GPI anchor biosynthetic process.